AUGGUAUGUACAAGCUGGGCGGCUACCCUGCUGGACGCGGACUCCCUGAUACAGCACCUUUUCACUUCCUACAACACCGAACUACGUCCAGUCCAAGACCAGGGUCAGUCUGUCAAUGUCUCCAUUGGCAUGACCCUUAUCUCCAUUAACAGUUUUGAUGAAAUAGCUGGAGUGAUAUCAGUUUCCGGUGGACUACACCUGUCAUGGACAGACGAAACACUCACAUGGGAUCCAAAUUCGUAUGGCAAUUUGACAUAUAUCACUACUUCACUAAACAAAAUAUGGCAUCCAAACCUAUUUUCUGCAGACCCGUUAGCUAAAGCUUUUUAUGUUGGACACGACCAGUUCAAGGUCAAGAUUAUGUCACACGGACAAGUUAGUUGGAUUAACGGAGGUCUUCUGAGGGGACGGUGUAUACCCGAUGUAAGCGAAUUCCCCUUUGAUACACAAACAUGCAAAUUAGAAUUUUUUCCAAUAGGAUACACACCCAGUGAAAUCUCGUUCACAAUGGUGUCGUCUGCCGUAGACCUUGGGUAUUUCCGACAGAACAGUGAAUUUAUUCUCACAGGAUCGAAGACUAAUGUACAAUCCUAUGUUGGUGAUGUUGCGGAAUUCUACCUAAUCAUACAAAGAAGACCGCUGAAUUUUCUGGUCAGCGUUAUCUUUCCGAUUGUAAUGUUGGCACUCAUCAAUCCGCUGGUCUUCGUUCUACCGUUCACGUCGGGGGAGCGGUCAUCCUACAGUAUCACCGUAUUACUAGCCUUUACCGUGUAUAUGACCGUGGUCAGUGACAAGAUGCCCGAAUCUUCUGACCCUAUAUCUUACCUCUCCUACUACAUCCUGACACUACUCGCCAUCAGUACACUCAUCGUCGCCGUCAACGUCCUUCAAAUACAGAUACAGGCAAACGAAGAAAAACGUCCACUUCCACAAUGGAUUUGUAACUUGAUACUUGUUCUCAGGGAAGUAGACAGAAGAGUGAAAGGGAACGAUUUGGACGAUCCCUAA
This is a messenger RNA of Pecten maximus, 1008 nucleotides long. Its product is annotated as acetylcholine receptor subunit delta-like. Gene Ontology annotation, biological process: regulation of membrane potential; signal transduction; nervous system process. Gene Ontology annotation, molecular function: extracellular ligand-gated monoatomic ion channel activity; neurotransmitter receptor activity; transmembrane signaling receptor activity. The record is from RefSeq and is a predicted model, not a curated record. Lineage: Eukaryota; Metazoa; Mollusca; Bivalvia; Pectinida; Pectinidae. Gene Ontology annotation, cellular component: membrane; synapse; neuron projection. The transcript has a single exon. Bases 1 to 1008 code for a protein of 335 amino acids.